Cololabis saira (Pacific saury) is the source of this 3279-nucleotide messenger RNA. It is a transcript of the gene mapk12a, whose product is annotated as mitogen-activated protein kinase 12a. Gene Ontology annotation, biological process: intracellular signal transduction; protein phosphorylation. Gene Ontology annotation, molecular function: ATP binding; MAP kinase activity. The record is from RefSeq and is a predicted model, not a curated record. NCBI's taxonomy places the organism in Eukaryota, Metazoa, Chordata, Actinopteri, Beloniformes, Belonidae. Bases 167 to 1252 code for a protein of 361 amino acids. The transcript is spliced from 12 exons. Gene Ontology annotation, cellular component: nucleus; cytoplasm.
CGGGAGUGGCUUUUGGCGAGCUGAGGGUGCGCCAGGCUGUGAGGAGCUGCGCACUGACGGCGGUGCGCGCAUAGGUAGCGCUGGAACAAUGGGCGAGUAGCGCUGCAGCACCACGGGACCAGAGGAGCUUCGCCUGGUCGUGCUGCUUCAUAUUCCCAGGAUAAAGAUGACUAAACGGGUCAGACCCGGCUACUACCGCCAGGAAGUGAACAAAACCUCGUGGGAAGUGCCGGACCGGUACCGGGACCUGCGGCAGGUGGGGACCGGAGCCUACGGGACCGUGUGCUCAGCUCUGGACAGCAGAACUGGAGUCAAAGCGGCGAUCAAGAAGCUCUACAGACCUUUCCAGUCCGAGAUCUUUGCAAAGCGGGCCUACAGGGAGCUGAAGCUGCUCAAACACAUGAAACAUGAGAAUGUGAUCGGCCUGUUAGAUGUGUUUACGGCGGACCUCUCCUUGGACAGAUUCCAUGAUUUUUAUCUGGUGAUGCCGUUCAUGGGGACAGAUCUGGGGAAACUGAUGAAGCUACAGAAGCUGUCAGAGGAAAAGAUUCAGUAUUUGACAUAUCAGAUGCUAAAAGGGCUUAAGUAUAUUCAUUCUGCUGGUAUCAUUCACAGGGAUCUCAAACCAGGAAAUCUUGCCAUCGACCAAAACUGUGAGCUCAAGAUCUUGGACUUUGGUUUAGCGCGGCAGGCGGACAGUGAGAUGACAGGAUAUGUGGUCACCCGCUGGUACAGAGCCCCAGAGGUCAUCCUGAGCUGGAUGCACUACACGCAGACCGUGGAUAUUUGGUCCGUAGGCUGCAUCAUGGCAGAGAUGAUACAAGCAAAGCCUCUUUUUAAAGGCAGUGAUCACUUAGAUCAGCUGAAUGAGAUCUUGAAGCUCACAGGAACACCAUCUCAGGAACUUCUAUCAAAACUACAAUCCGAAGAUGCUAAAAGCUACAUCAAAAGUCUUCCAAAAGUGGAAAAGAAAGACCUUCGUAAGAUGUUUUCCUCAGCCAAUUCACACGCCGUGUCUGUGCUGGAGCGUAUGUUGCUGCUGGAUCCAGAGGAACGGGUCACCGCCGCCGAGGCUCUCAUGCUGCCUUACUUCGCUGAGUUUAGGGAACCAGAUGAGGAAACUGAGGCUCAGCUGUACGAUCACUCACUUGACACCGCUGAUCUCACCGUGGAUCAGUGGAAACGUCACACCUUCACGGAGAUCUUAACCUUCAAGCCUGUCUUACUGGAGCCCAAGGAAACAUCUCUAUAAGGCAGGUGUCUGCUACUGGAGACCAGAACAAACUAAUACAGGGUUUUAGAUCCUCUCAACCUGUUGGACCACAAGGCUUAAUGAAAGUCCAACACACCUGCUGAGUCGUGUUCUAGAUCAUUUAAACUCCAGACUACAAGUAUCUGGACAGCUCCAUUUCCAAUGCGUCCAAAAUAAUCAAUUUAAGGUGAAAGUAAAAAGCCUUUAGUUUGAGCAGAUUGACAUCAAUGCAGUCAGUCGCAAUGUGCAAAAAUUUGUUAUUUUACCAAAGUUCAGAGGCUCAAAAGUAGUUUGGUGGAUACUAUAUUGAAAUUUUGCCUAAAGGCAUCAACCCACAGACAUCGGGAAACGCUUUGCGUCGUCCCUGGUGACGUUUCACUGCACUCGCCUUUAGCUUUCUGUCGGUUUUCAACAAAUGUCAUCAGGAGGAGUACAGCUCAGUCACACUGAGGUCAGGUGACUAUCUGAGCAGGCUGAGGAAAACCUUAAAGGAUUCAUGUUGAUCAUUGACAAGAAAACAUGUACAUGUAUGUCUGCAUCCUUAUGUGUUUGACUUAGUCGUAAGGUGAUCUUUUUAUUUUGUUUUAAACACUCUACAUUUAAUAUUCCAGUCGUCCACCAGAACAUGCACAACAGCCUACAUUUACUAUUUCAUCAUUUUGAUUGUUGACUCUACUGGUACGGGACUCAACCGCAGUCUAAAAGCCAUUUGUGAUUGUUGAAAGUGUUCGUUUACUUCUGAACUCUUGCCAUUUAAGAGUUGCAAACAGCACUUCCAAUGUGCAUCCAGUCACUACCUGCUGAGUAUUUGCUCAAUCAUGUUGUAGAUAUUAUGCUGAUGAACAGAAACGGAUAAUCUGAAAAUGUGUCACUUUUCAAGUAAUUGUUGUGCGGAGUCCCAUCAAAGACAAACUAAGCUCUUUGUCGUUUCUAAAGUUUUACGUACCAGAACGUAAUAAAAGUGAUCAGGUCAUUAGCAGGUCUUAAAAGGAUGUGAAUACAAUCUUACUCUGUGCCUCUGUUAAACAAAGACUAAGCCAAAAUGCAAAAGCGACAUGUGAAAAACAAAGUACAGCCAAUGAUUCAAAAGCUUAUAGAAGAACCAUUUGAAGAAUAAGUUGAAGUAAUAGUUUUCUGGAUGGAGUGAUGUCUUUCACAUCGUAGUGCAAGCAUGUCAGCCCACUCUGGACUUCAUCGAGGCUUUUGGGCAUUCAAAUAUGUACAGUUCUUUUGGGAGCCUGCCAUAGCGUAAUAAUCAAGUUGACACAUUUUUACCUGGGAUCCUGCAACAUUAUGAUUCUUUUUUUCAUUUUCUUUUUAGUCGUUUUGUUGUAGAUUUUCCAGUGUAUUUGUGUCCGUCACUGUCUGGCUUCAUGAUCCAGCGCAUGUUCCAGCUGUCAGACAGAUGGCCUUACGUUUGACCCAAGAAAAAUCCGUUCUUGCACCUGUAAGCCAAAACAUCAUCUCCGCUUCAGCUGACAUGUUUGUGUUGAUGUAGUGGAUUUGGUUUUCAUCAAAUGUGACUUUGUAUACUUGGGCUGCUCGACUUUGCUCGUCCAGAAGUCUGAUGUUUUGUUUUCAGCUAUAACUUAGCAGACUGAACCCUGUUGUUUUUGACUACAAUCAUACUGUACAUAUGUUUUUAAAUGAACACCUCCAUCAGUGACAAUUCUUUUCUACUCCUUUCAUGAGCAGAGGUUUGAUUAGACAUGUUAGAGCCUUUUUGUGUGUGCGUGUGCGUGUCUGUGUGUAAUCUACAUCGUGUCAGCUCUAACCUUGCUCUUUCUGCCAGUGGCCUUAAAGAUAAUGACCAAACACAAAUACUGCUGAUGUGGCUAGACUAAACCCCUCAGGGGGUUUUGCACAAAUAUUUGGUUUUAAGUUCUAAACAAAUAAUGAUGAUCCUGCUGGGCUUUUUGGAACAGAAAGUUGCACAAGACACAUUUUUCCAGUGAUUUUUGUCUGGAUCGAUGCUUGUAAUGUCCCUACUCUUUUCAAGAAAUGAUUAAACAUGUUUAGUGACUGAA